AUGCCGCUCUGCUGUGCCGCCGAUAGCCCCUCUUCCGAGCCGGCGCGUGGCGGCGAGCCGCGGCCAGUAUCGCUGGCCUACGCUGCGCCGCCCAAGCCCUACUGCCGAUCCAGCGCCUGGCGUUUGGGGCGAGCCGCGGUCGUCGUCGCUGAUGGUGGCGCGUACUGGCGCGUACACCUUACGCCCUUUCUCCUCAACGGCUAUCCGUGCUUGCUGUGCCCCUGCGUGGUGUGUUUCAAGUUCUUACAACCCAAGGUGAUAGAGGGCAAAAAGAUCGAUUGCGCUCUUGCCGAUCCGCACCUACCUAGGCUCUUGGGUGGCGCGCCCCAGCUCUUCACAACGAAGCUGGUGUGGAUCGCUAUGAUGCGCAAGGUCGCACAGCCCGAGUCCUUCCUCCCGGAGGGAAUGCCUGUCUCGGUCGAGGAGCACGUGUACGUCGACCGGCUUGCCAAGCAGAUCCGCUUCGUGCCGCUGCGCCCCGACGGAACCGAGUCUGAGUCCGAGGAGGCGCCUGCGAGCCUCGAGUACUUUUCCCGCAACCGCCGGACCGGCGAGCGACUCGAGUCCGUUUCGGCCGCGGCGCUGCAUGCCGACUUUGAGAUGUCGCGGACCAUCCAGCUGGCGAGGGAGCUCGAGGCUGCCGACGCGGAGGAGGAGGAGGCCGACCUGGCUGGCGGCGCCUGGAGCUGA
This is a messenger RNA of Emiliania huxleyi CCMP1516, 690 nucleotides long. RefSeq lists its product as hypothetical. The transcript is spliced from 7 exons. NCBI's taxonomy places the organism in Eukaryota, Haptophyta, Isochrysidales, Noelaerhabdaceae. The record is from RefSeq and is a predicted model, not a curated record. The coding region runs from base 1 to 690 and encodes 229 amino acids.